Oncorhynchus masou masou (cherry salmon) is the source of this 1956-nucleotide messenger RNA. RefSeq names its product D(4) dopamine receptor-like. Gene Ontology annotation, molecular function: dopamine neurotransmitter receptor activity, coupled via Gi/Go; G protein-coupled receptor activity. NCBI's taxonomy places the organism in Eukaryota, Metazoa, Chordata, Actinopteri, Salmoniformes, Salmonidae. The record is from RefSeq and is a predicted model, not a curated record. The transcript is spliced from 4 exons. Bases 182 to 1459 code for a protein of 425 amino acids. Gene Ontology annotation, biological process: negative regulation of voltage-gated calcium channel activity; regulation of dopamine secretion; phospholipase C-activating dopamine receptor signaling pathway. Gene Ontology annotation, cellular component: plasma membrane.
CUUCAACAUGGCAAAAUAAACCCAUCCUGCAUACCUGUUUGAAACGAUGCCUACAUGAAAAUCGCUUUCACGACUGCCGCUUUCGCUCGGACCGGCCGUCACAGAGCGGCUUCUUCUUCUUUUUCUAUUGGAAGAGAGGGAGAGAGGAUCCUUUUCCGUGCGAGAGCGGCUGUCCGCAGAAAUGCCAGGCAACCUCACUGUCUCAAACAACACCGUGCUAGUUCUGGGUGCUGAGAUUAACACCGCACAAACCCGGGACACUGACUAUAACUUCCCUGCUCUGAUACUCGGAAUAUUGCUAAUUGUGGUCAUCAUUUGUGGAAAUUUGCUUGUAUGCCUUAGCGUGUACAGGGAAAAAGCUUUGAAAACUACAACCAACUACUUCAUAGUCAGUCUGGCUGUGGCGGAUUUGAUGUUGGCAGUUUUGGUUUUGCCACUGUUUAUAUAUGUGGAGUUCCAGGAUGGUCUAUGGUCACUGAACAUGCACAUCUGCGAUGGCCUGAUGACCAUGGACGUGAUGUUGUGUACAGCCUCCAUAUUCAACCUCUGUGCCAUCAGCAUCGACAGGUUCAUCGCUGUCUCCAUCCCACUUAACUACAACCGUAAGCACGUGGACCAGAGACAGAUCUUCCUGCUCUCCGCCACGUGGAUCCUGGCCUUGGCGGUGGCCUCGCCCGUCAUGUUCGGCAUCCAAAACAUCCCCCAGCGGGACCCAACAGAGUGUAAGCUAGAAGAUGACAACUAUGUGGUGUAUUCCUCUGUCUGCUCCUUCUUCAUCCCUUGCCCCAUCAUGCUCCUCCUCUACUGCGGGAUGUUCCGGGGCUUGAGGAGGUGGGAGGAGGCGCGCAAGGCCAAGCUGAGGAGCAGCAUCCAGGCCUGUAGGAAGUUCCAGGAGGCCGCUGCCUCCUUGCCCCCGCUGGCCUCCCUGCCUCCUCCGCCCCCCGUUAUCAAGCGGGAUGAGCUGACAGACAUGAAGCGGGAACUAAAGGAUAUUAACCUGGAGGAGCUGGACCCUUACCCCCUAGAGUCUCCAGACGGCCCCUAUAACAACUCUUCACCAGAUACUCCAGACUUUCCCUAUAACUCCUCAACCACUCCAGAAUACAAGGACGGUCCUGUGCCCACUGUGGUGGCCUACUGUAACAUUAAGCAUAACCUCCACCCCACACCCGACUCUCACAAGAAGAAGAGGGCCAAGAUUAAUUGCCGAGAGAGGAAGGCCAUGAAAGUGCUUCCUGUCGUUGUGGGUGUCUUCCUGUUCUGCUGGACCCCGUUCUUCGUUGUCCACACCAUGCGGGCCCUGUGUGCCACCUGCUUCAUCCCCCCCGCCCUGAUGAGUAUUGUCACCUGGCUCGGCUACGUCAACAGCGCCGUCAACCCCAUCAUCUACACGGUCUUCAACACAGAGUUCAGGAACUACUUCAAGAAAUUCAUCCACAGCUGCUGUACAUACCGGUAGACAAGAUGGCACAGCUAGCCUGGUUCCAGAUCUGUUUGUGCCGUCUCGCAAACUCUUAUGGUCAACUCCUAUGGCAAUGUGAGUUGGCAACACAGCACAAACAAAUCUGGGGCCAGGGUAAGCCACCACCGCCAAUAAAUGGACAAGAAAGCACAAACAAUACCAUUGUAUAGAUGUGACAAUAUCAAAUCUGAGCUUUGUUGUACAGUAUAUCUUGCCAUUACAUAUUUUUCUCCCAAUUGGGAUUUUAUUUUUGUACAUAAUGUUGUUUUCUGUUGAUUUAAGCUUGUGAUUUAUCUUACUGUGACAGAAAUGUUUGUUUGUCAGCUGGCCAUAUGCCGUUUCAAUGUUUAUUGCGGAAAUCUUUGUGGUGAGGAAUAGCAUUGAAUCCCUUCAACUAAAAAAGAUAUUCAGAAAUAGAAGCCAUUUCUUAGGUUAUUAGAGGUAACUGAAUGUGUACAAAAUGAAUUGAAGAUUAAAUGUUUUUUCACUUAAAA